CGAGAUCCGUGCGUCACGAAAAGAAGAAUAUAAUUAUCAAACGAAGCUUACCAAAAAGCUCCCCAUUUUUUUUUUAAUCUCAACAGACAAAAUUGUAGAUUUGGAGCCCUUUCUUCUCCGAUUCCAUUAUCAGAUCUCGUCUCCCACCCCCGCGAAUUUGAAUUGGAAAUUGAACGAAAUUCAGUAGACGGGACAAUAAUUCUCUGAAAGUUGAAUCGUCUUUUUUUCUCCUUCUGAUCUGGUUCUCCUUUUGCUUUAUCCCCUUGAAAAACCCUAGGGGAAUCGAGGUUUCUAGGGUUUGGUUGCCGGGAUCUGAUUUCUCUGCUGUGUGUUUCUUUUUUGUUUUUGGUACUGGUUCAAUGAAUGAUCAGGCGCAGCAGAUGAUGAAUCAGCCGCAAAUGAUGGGCGGUGGUUCGGGUCGGGCGGGUCCGGUGAUGAACCCGCUUCCGACGGGCCCUCCGAUUAUGAGCCAGGCGCCUCCUCCACCGGUGAUGGCGAUGAGCAUGGGGCAGACGGGGCAGCUGAUGAACCCUGUUCAGGUUCAGCCACAGAUGAUGAACCCUACCAACCAGCCACAGCAGAUGUUGAGUCAUGGCCAAGUCAUGAGCCAGCAGAUGAUGAUGAAGAAUCAGCAGAGAGGGUACAAACCGUGGCCGCCGCAGCAGCAGCAACAGCUGCAUCCUGGGAAGUUUGGUUACUUUGUGCCGCCGUCAAAGCCCAGAACGGGUAACAACAACUGGAAGGGUAAGAAUAAGGACAGAAGGAUGGGGAAACCCAUGUCUAAUAAUAACAUAUCCAACAACAACAACAACAAUAGCAACAUUAGUGGUGGUGGCAGUAGCUUGACUGGUUCUUCUGGAGGUGGUGUUGGAGGAGCGAGUUACAUUCCGCCCAGUCUUAACGAGCUGCAAAAUCAGAACAGGAUGAAAACGCAGAAGCACUAUCACCAUAACAAGAAGAAGUAUAACAAUCGCUAUGCUCCUUACGCUCCUAGGAAUAGCACGUCGUUCAUCAUUCGUGCUAAGAAGUCUGGUGGGAUUGCGUCGCUGGUGUCGCCUUGUCCUGUUACACCUGCUGUACUGCCAACACCGGACAUUGAAAUUCACCCGAUGGAGGUGCUUGGUGAUGUGGCUAAGGAAGAAUGGGGAGUUGAUGGGUAUGGGUCGAUGAAAGGUUUGAUUAGGUUGAGGUCGCCGGGUCACGAGGUGGAGGUGAACGAGGAUGACGAGGAAGAUGAAGGUAGUGGGUCGAGUGAGAGUGACGUGGAGGAACAUGUGGAGGUUGAGAGAAGAUUGGAUCAUGAUUUGAGUAGGUUUGAGAUGAUAUAUCCUAGUAAUGCUGGAGGGGAGUAUAGUUAUAACAACCUUUUGGAGAACAGGGUAGAUGAUCAGGACACACAUAUAGCACAUCUAGAGGAAGAGAACUUGACCUUGAAGGAGAGGAUGUUUUUGAUGGAGAGGGAGUUGGAUGAUUUGAGAAGGAGGAUGCAGUUUUUGGAGCGGCAGCACCAUCAUCAUGGGCAGGGUAAUAGGAGUGGUAGAGUUAUGAGGGAAGUUAAUGAAGAAAUUUUGGAGAAUGUCUCCGAGAAUGAUUUGAACGAGUCCGAAAAUCAUGGUGAGUCAGAUGGUGCUGCUGAUAACAAGGAGAUGCCGAAGAUGGAGCUUGCCGAUGGACAUAGAGAGUGCUCUAAUGAUGAGAAUAAUGUGAAUGAAAAUAGUAGAGAAGAUGUUAAGUCAGAGACCAAUGAUAUUUGUAUGUUGGAGUCUGGUGACGAAGUUGUUGAAAAGAAAGAGGUCAAGUGUGAAGAGGGUAGGGAUCCUCUGGCGUGUGAUGCAUUAGUGGCUAACAAGGAAGAACCGAGGGAUAACGUGAGGCCAGAAAAGGUAACUGCCAAGGAAGAGGUAACUGCAUUGGGUGGUGAUUGUCGUGUGAAGGACAUCAUAGAGGAUACAGUAGAUGGUGGAUCAGGACAAGUGCAGGUAUAAGAGGGUUUCCUUACAGAAGAGCAUUUGGCGCUGGGUGAUUAAUCUCUAAUUAGUUAAUAGACCCAUGUUAAUGUUAGUCUCUUCCGACUUACGUAGGCAGAGUGUUUACUCUGCGAUUUGCACAAUGGAUAGGGGGUUUACUUUUAUGUACAUGGUUCUUCUCGCGUGUUGUUGUUGGUCCAGGAAGAAGUCUGAAGAAUUCUGCUUACGCUGUUUCUCAUGACACUCCCUCUUGGCCUUUAGCUUAUCUGGGAGUAGGGUUUUAGCUAUUAUUCUUUCAGUUGCAGUAGUACUUCACUACUUUGGUUGGGAUGAUGAAAUGUAUGUUAAGCAUAGGAAGUCCCUUGUGAAGCCAUAAGGUCUAUAUUUUGUUUUCAAGUUUGUGUAGAAUGUUUGGUUAUGCAAACUCUGUUUAUGUACUAGUUCUUCUAUCAUAAUGUCUGGGUUUGUUUUUCUAAAUCUUAUAUCAGAGCUGCGGCCUAGCGUCCUGAAGGUUUUUGUUACCAUGGGGCUGGAGGUCUGUGUUUCAUCUCAUGUGAAAGGAGAUUUUCGUGUCAUGGGGUUAAUGUUGAUGUACAUCAAUCAGUUUUGUCUUUGUGUUUAGGCUGUUCAAUUGAUUAGAACACAUGGAUGUUUGAGCAUCUUUCUGUUCCGUGUGAUCCACGUCUUGCUGGAGAACAGUAGUCAGCGAGGAUCAGCGAUGGAGCUUCAUUCUGCUGGAUGUUCAAGCUCUGGAUCUUAUGAAAAGGAUCUUGGUUUGGGGCUUUUGAUGCCAGUUUCUCAAUUCCAGAUAGCAACUUCGACACAGCGAAGCAGUUCGUUUGUAUCUGAGGCUCCUCCUCCUGAUGGUAUGAGGUAAUCAAACACUGCCGGCUGGUUUCAUUCAAUAUGAGGAUUUAACUCUUGCGUUUCUCCUUGUGAAAAAGACCGAGCUCUGCUUGGUAUGUUGUCUGUUAGUUGCAUUCCAGGCUCAGCAGAUCCCCGACCUGUCCAUGUUACACGACCAAUGAGCUGGUUCUGUUACACUCUGACCAGAGUGAAGAUGAAGGCCACCUGCUAAUGUUUGGGUUGGGUAUUCAGGUGACAUGGAUGCGUAUAGUUGCUCAAUGUGUUUCAAAAGCAGGUGGGUUUCCGCUAGAUGGAUCUUGUAUAACGGAGAAACUGAAAGUGAAAAGACAACAUCAAAUAUGGAUAAAAUAUACUUGUCGUCACCGUGUACAUUAACUAACUAGGCGUUCAUCAGAGGAGGGCAAGCUACAAAAUAUGUUUCUCAGAUAUACAACAUCAAAUAUAGGUACGUAUGCUUUCCGACCUAUGAUGGAAGUUGAGCCGGGUAUUUUAUGUUGUAAUCCUCCAAUAAUAUAUGGUAGAGUUUUGUUUACUUUUUUCCAUUUCAAAUUUCCUGCAACGAGAGUGGAAGUAGAAAGGAUAAUUUGGUCUUUACAAUUAAUUAUUUAUUUCAUAUAAAAAAUGUUAAUAUUAAGAAUUGAACCCGAGUCUCUUUAUGCAAAUAGAGUAGAAGUAGAAAGGACAAUUUGAUCUUUACAAUUAAUUAUUUUUUUCAUAUAAAAAAUGUCAAUAUCAAGAAUUGAACUCAAAUCUCUUCAAACCAAGGUUGUCAACCCGCGGGUUGACCCGGACCCGGUCGAGUUAGUGGGUAAGGGUUAAUGGGUCAACCGUUUUAGCCCGGUUUGACCCGAAAAUAUAGAAAAAGUCAUUAUAUUGUACUUAUCCUCAUAAAUUAUAUCAAAUUUUAUCUAGCAUAUGACUAUAACAUAUAAUAUAACACCAAAAUAACAUAUCGUACUUAAAUCCAACAUAUAGUGAAAAUUCACACACACUUAUAUAACAUAAAUAUUCAAAUGUUCAACUUAGAAUUCCAAAGAUUGAGUUGGGCGAAAAGAAAAACCGGAAAAUAGGCGCAUUUCGCAAACCAAAGAAAAAAAUGACACAAUUUGACCUCCAACCCGGUACCUUGUAGCGGUCGGCCCGGCGGGUGCGUAUGACCCGUUUUUCUCACCGGGUCAGGAUCAAAAUGGGUCGACCGGCGGGUCAACCCGUUGACAACCUUGUUUCAAACAAAGAUAACAAUCACAACCAUUUACACUAAGGGGUCGUUCGGAUGUGGAAAUCUAAAAACGUAGGAAUUGACUUUAAUUUUCACAUAAUAGAAAACCUUGGAAUUGACUAUUGGAAAUUUACCAAAAUUCCAUGUUUGGAUAGAGUUAUGGGAUGUGGGAAUUACUUGUAUGGGAAUCUUCCAAAGUACCAAAAUACCCUUCAACCCUUUCUACACAACUCAUUCUCAAUCCUCAAAUUUUUCGAACUAACUACAACCAGGGUUGUUAAACACCUAUCGAACCCCCGGUUGGACCCGAUCCGAUCCUAAUCGAGCUUCAAAACAGCCUCCAAAAAGCCUCCCAGUCUGACCCUUAAAGAGGGAGAAGAAGAGAGGGGGAAGAGAGGAAGAGUAACGAAGGAAGGGAGAUGGUGGAUGAGUCAUGAAGGUUAGGUAGAUUUAUUUUAUAAAAAAUAAAUUUUUAAUAGAUAUAAGUAAGAUAAAUUUUAUUUCAGUCAUUAAAUCUUUAAUGACUACCUUAUUUGUACAUAUAUAUAUAGAAAACGUCUAAAAUUGCUCAAACCGGCCGGACCCUAAUCAGACGAUUAAACUUCAAACCCUUUGCUUGACCGGCUCAAUGACUUAAACCUAUUUGACAACUUUGACUACAACAAAACAUGCUUAAUAUGAAUAUUAAUUCAAUAUAACGGUAGUAGCAAUCCAAGCAUUAUAUUUUGUACGUGAGAUAAACAAAACUCUAUGCUGACAAAAUUGAAUAACUAGUUGUUGCUUCUGCUAACUACUUUUGCUAUUGCUAAUUGCUUUUUGCUACAGCUGAAUUUUCUUGUUGCUGGCAUUUUUUAUUGCUGCUGUUGCCAAAGAGGAAGGAAAGAGGAAGAGAGAGAGAAAGCGAGGAAGAAAGAGAGAGAGAGAGCAAAGGAAGGAAGGAAGGAACGAGGGUUAAUUUGGGGAUGAAAAGACCAAUAACGUGGUAAUUGGCAAUUUCGGCCUGAGGGUGUAGUAUUUCCAAUAACUGCAAUCAUGGGAUUUUAACCAAAUUCCCACGACCCAAUUUCCAUAUGCUUUGGGCUCAGCCAAACAUGGGAUUGUAACUCAAUUACAUCAUUAUGUGGGAAUGUGGACCAAUUCCAACAUCCAAACGACCCCUAAAUAAAUUUGUUGUAUUUUU
Messenger RNA from Linum trigynum, 5233 nucleotides. The record is from the annotation of a GenBank genome assembly. NCBI's taxonomy places the organism in Eukaryota, Viridiplantae, Streptophyta, Magnoliopsida, Malpighiales, Linaceae.